Messenger RNA from Falco peregrinus (peregrine falcon), 2598 nucleotides. It is a transcript of the gene IL10RB, whose product is annotated as interleukin 10 receptor subunit beta. The transcript is spliced from 6 exons. Bases 986 to 2047 code for a protein of 353 amino acids. NCBI's taxonomy places the organism in Eukaryota, Metazoa, Chordata, Aves, Falconiformes, Falconidae. Gene Ontology annotation, molecular function: protein binding; interleukin-10 receptor activity. The record is from RefSeq and is a predicted model, not a curated record.
UUUAUUGGGUGCAAGGGUAACUUAGGAAUCGAGCCUGUGAAAUAGUUUUCCUGUAAGCAGGGUUUAGAUUUCAAACUCUUGUCUGCUAAAGGUGGGUAGCUGCCCGUUCGUGUCUUGUACUUACGCAUCAACUAUAGACAUAGAAUAUGUUACCUAUCUUAGAGCGUAUGCCAUUAGGUUUUACUCCUGUGACAUUUAAGCACUAAUCUGAUUUGACAGGGUUUCCAUUGAUCAUUUGUGUUGCAAUAAUGGGCUAAAAUCUUUUCUAUUUUGGUUUCAAUACCAACAAUUACAUUAAAAGAACUAAGUCAUAAUUGUAAUGGACCGUUCAUCAAUACUACUUUAGGAUUUCCUGUAUUCAGUUUCAAUAAAGCAAAACAAUGGUGGUUUCAUCCCUUGUGAAGAGUGCCAAUUAAUGAUACAUUUAUCCGUAUGUUAUAUUUUAUAGCUCUCUUGCCUUCAAAGGUACUUCUUUUUCAUCUCCCUUUUUCAAAAGAUUAGCUUGACAGAAUAUGUAAAGCAUUUCAAAUGGCAAUGCUAAUCCAUGCAGUGAGGUAUAAACAUGCUUAUGGUGGGAUUUUUAAAAAUCAUUUCAGUUUUAUAUCCAGGUCUAUGUAGAAAGACUAUUUGUGUUCCUCUUCAGAAAAACAAAACAAGAAAAAAACAAAUUGAUCAGCACGCCCAUGUUAUAUUCAAAGUGCUACUGGAGCACUACUUAGCAAAAAUUGAUUUUGAUAAUCUCAGCGAGAGUCCAUGCACAUAGCCUAAUGGGCCCUGAGUCUCAUGCAGUAACAAGUCAGUCAUGCAUAACAAAUGAUGAUAUCAUAAAGACUGUAGUUAGUGGAAAUCACUGAUGCUGGCUAAUUUGUUUUUGUUGCAUAAGCUCAGAAAAAGCCAUAGGCAUCAGGAUUUAAAUUAAUUGUAUUUAAGUCUGUUUUUCAAAAGUGAGGCAAGGGAGAGAAAGGAGGCUGUAUUUAAGUUUCGGAUGACUGAGAAGUCACUAGAGAAACACACACUAAAAUGUUUGGUUUUGAUUGCUCCCACAGUAUCUGCAACAGUGCCAAAGCCACAGAAUGCAAGAAUCACUUCAGUUAAUCUUCAUAGCAUUUUUCAGUGGGAUGCACCUAGCUUUCACAAAGGGAAUAUAAGUUACGCUGUCCAAUCUAAGAGCAUCAAUUUACCGGGAAACGCAUACAAAAAUGUGAGCACAAACUUGACACUCACAGAGUGCGAUGUCUCUUCUCUGUCUGCAUAUGGAGACUACAUUCUACGGGUCAGAGCGGAGUCAGAAAAUAACCAUUCAGACUGGGUGACUGUCAGAUUUAAGCCAAUGGAUGACACAGUCAUUGGGCCACCUGAUGUGGAAGUGAAGUCAGAGUCUGGGUUCCUGCAUGUGGAUUUCAGAGGCCCUUUUGCUGAACAUGAACAUGACAAGUGGUCUCUAAAGCAGUAUUACGGCUCGUGGAAUUACAGAAUACUGUACUGGAAGAAACGCAGCAAUACAGACGUAACUUCUGCUUCUGGGGUAACUCACAUAGAUACUAAACAUAACUCUGAAAUAUUAUCUCAGUUGGAACCAUGGACAGUAUAUUGUAUUCAAGUGCAAGCAGUUAUCCCCGAGUGGAACAAAACAGGGAAACUGAGCAAAGAACUUUGUGAGCAGACAACCCACAACGGUAUAACUCCCACGUGGGUAAUUGUGGCCGUUCUUAUAGGAUCAAUGUUGGUCGUUAUAAUAUCUGUUCCUGUUUGUUUCUUUUCUUUUUUGUAUCUGUAUCGACUCACCAAACAUGUUUUCUGCCCUUCAUAUAUUUUCCCACAACACUUGAAAGAGUUUUUGAGCAAGCCUCCCAGUGGUUCACAGUUUUUUUCUCCCUUCCCACAAGAAGAGCAUCUUUUUUGUGACAAGGUAACUGUCAUUUCAGAAGAAUCCAAAAAUCACAGUGAUGAGACUGGGGACGAGGCCAACAAGAGAACAGAGCACCUUCAGGACUCUGAACAAGAAGAUUCUGAUUCAAGAAUAGUACCAGCUUUAGAAAAGGCAUAAACGCCCUCCUUAUGCUUCACUCAUGCCAAAAGAAAAGCAAAUGGGCUGUUGAGUUUGUCUUCUUAUUGCUGCAUUCUUAAGACAGUAAAAAUUCAUACAGAAAGAUGUGUACACAGACUUUGGAUGGAAUCAUUAUUUUUUUAAAGUGCAAGAAACUUGACUAUAAGUGAGGAAUUAAACGAUACAUGAUUUUUGCCACUGUUUAUAGUGGUUCACUGUUCAGUUGUAGCAAUACCUGUGACUGUGUUAUGACAUUAAUUUAAAAAGCAAUUAUAUAUAUAUAUAAUUUUUAUAUAUAUAAAAUAUUAAUUUAACUUUGAUGAACUAUUUAUUACCAAAGCUAAUCAAAAUGGCAUAUAGGAUAAGGUUUGUAAAAGAAAAUCUUAUUUUGUAAAGAGAGACCUGAGCUGACAUUUUUUUUAAUGAGAAAUUAUGUGUACUUCUUAAGGAUAUCCCUAGCGCCAUAUUGAAUAUUUUUUUACCUGAUGCAAAAUUGUAAAGCUGUUAUGAUGGUAUGAACUUGGUAUGAAUAAACAAAGCACAAGUAUUCA